Messenger RNA from Protopolystoma xenopodis, 456 nucleotides. NCBI's taxonomy places the organism in Eukaryota, Metazoa, Platyhelminthes, Monogenea, Polystomatidea, Polystomatidae. The record is from the annotation of a GenBank genome assembly.
ACGCAACACCAGGAUGCAGACAAACUUAAUGAUAUGCUCAUGCUGGCUAAUGAGAAAAUUGCCGCAUUGCACUCGGAACUAAAUGACUUGGUCGAGCGCGAGCGCCAGCGAAGAAUAGCUUUUCUUGAAGCCCAACAGUUGGUUAUCAAGGAAUUUGUUGAAAAUGCGAUCACUCAAACCAAAGAGCAUGAAAAGAUUCAACGUGAACUGGACCGCAGAAACUGGGAAAUAGAGUCUCACGAGGCGAUGCAACGUCAUGUACGUCAAUUGACCGCCCAACAUUCUGAACAUCUUUUGCAAAUGAGCCAAUUUCUUCAAGAAAAAUUUAGCCGCCAGAGUGAAUUACAAGUUCGCGAGGCUGUUGCUCGAGAAACACGAGCUUUUGAGGCAGCUCUCCUUGGAUGGAAGCUUCGCAUGGAAGCUAUUGAGAAGGUAGUAGAUGGUGAGUCUUUGUAG